UCGUUUCCCAACCUCCUUCUCGGCCUUUCAUUUUUUUUCCUUCAAAACCCUAAGCUCCCGCCGCCGCGGAUAUCGCCAACGACAAUGGCUUCCGAAGGAUUGGUUCUCCGCGGCACCAUGCGAGCCCACACCGACAUGGUCACAGCCAUCGCCACCCCCAUCGACAACUCCGACAUGAUCGUCACUUCCUCCCGCGACAAGUCCAUCAUCCUUUGGCACUUGACCAAAGACGAAAAGACCUACGGCGUCGCUCGCCGCCGUCUUACUGGUCACUCCCACUUCGUCCAAGACGUUGUCCUCUCUUCCGAUUCCCAGUUCGCCCUCUCCGGUUCUUGGGACGGUGAGCUUCGACUCUGGGACUUGAACGCUGGAAUCUCCACUCGUCGUUUCGUCGGACACACCAAGGAUGUGCUCUCAGUUGCCUUUUCGAUUGACAACCGUCAGAUCGUUUCGGCUUCACGUGAUCGAAGCAUCAAGCUUUGGAACACACUUGGGGAGUGCAAAUACACUAUCCAAGAUGGUGAUGCACAUACCGAGUGGGUUAGCUGUGUUCGUUUCAGCCCGAAUACUCUCCAGCCCACUAUUGUGUCAGCUUCGUGGGAUAAGACUGUGAAAGUUUGGAACUUGACUAAUUGUAAGCUUCGUAACACAUUGGCCGGACACUCCGGUUAUGUGAACUCGGUGGCCGUUUCUCCUGAUGGGUCUUUGUGUGCUAGUGGAGGAAAAGACGGAAUGAUUCUUCUUUGGGAUUUGGCUGAAGGAAAGAAGCUUUACAGUCUCGAUGCUGGUUCUGUCAUUAACUCGCUUUGCUUCAGUCCAAACAGGUACUGGCUUUGCGCUGCCACUGAGCAGAGUAUCAAGAUCUGGGAUCUGGAGAGCAAGAGCAUUGUGGAGGACUUGAAGGUUGAUCUCAAGGCCGAGGCUGAGAAAUCUGAUGUCACCGAUAAUGCAAACAAGAAGAAGGUGAUAUAUUGCACGAGCUUGAACUGGAGCGCCGAUGGAAGCACUUUGUUUAGUGGUUAUACAGAUGGGGUAGUCAGAGUUUGGGGAAUUGGUCGAUACUAGACUACUCGCAUGCCUUGCCUCGAGUGAGUAAUCACAAUAUGAAACAACUGCCGUUGCAUUUUCAAAGCCUUUGUUCAAAAUGUUGGAUCUUUCGAGUUAUUUUUGCUUUGUUCGGAUGUGCACUAUUC
Hibiscus syriacus is the source of this 1193-nucleotide messenger RNA. Its product is annotated as guanine nucleotide-binding protein subunit beta-like protein. Gene Ontology annotation, cellular component: nucleus; cytosol. Gene Ontology annotation, molecular function: protein kinase C binding; ribosome binding; translation regulator activity. Bases 85 to 1065 code for a protein of 326 amino acids. Gene Ontology annotation, biological process: positive regulation of protein phosphorylation; rescue of stalled cytosolic ribosome. NCBI's taxonomy places the organism in Eukaryota, Viridiplantae, Streptophyta, Magnoliopsida, Malvales, Malvaceae. The record is from RefSeq and is a predicted model, not a curated record. The transcript is spliced from 2 exons.